CCGUCUUCGCCGCCCACGGGAGUGGUCUCUUCCUACACUACGACUCCCCGCUAGUAUACCUUUACCUCGCUAUGGAGCAGCAGUCCAAGGCUCCGCAGGACAUCCGGAAUGUCGUCAACUUCCUGCGUAGCAGCAAAGCGGGCAUGAAGGUCCGCGUUGGCGUGCUGAACGGGAAGCGCAUAGACUACUUCAAGGGCAAGGCCGCUGUAAAGGCUCUCACCUCGCCCGCGUACGCCAAGCUCAAGAACGUCCCCAAGGUUUCUACCGAAGAAGAAGCGACCCAGCUCCUCCUCUCUAUCAUUCCCUUCGCCUUCUUCCUCCGCGUCGAGCGCGGCGCGCCCUCCGGCUCAGCUUCCUCUUCCCCCAAGACGCUCCAGAUCACUCAGAUGCAGACAUUCGUUCUUUCGGACUAUUACGCGUGGUUCUAUGAGGGCUCGCAGUUGACGACGUACUUGGGCGGUGUGGCUAUGGUUGCCGUCAUGCUCGGGGGAGUCAUGUUCCCUCUCUGGCCGCCCAUCAUGCGCUUGGGUGUGUGGUACCUCUCGAUCGGCGUGCUGGGCUUGAUCGGCUUGUUCUUCGCGCUGGCGGUCGUCCGCCUAAUAUUCUUCAUCAUCACCAUCAUCGUCGCGAGCCCUGGUAUCUGGAUAUUCCCGAAACUGUUCGCAGACGUUGGAUUCGUCGAGUCGUUCAUCCCGCUCUGGGAAUGGGACCUCCCCAAAAAGAAGUCCAAGAAGAAGCGCAGCGAGAAGUCCGAGAAGAAGGGCAAGUCCGCGGCCGUCUCGCCUACAAAUGGCGAGGGCUCCCCUUCCCCAAGCCUGUCAGCACGCAUUGAAGAAGUGCCCGACUCGGACGACUCACGCCCCGCGAGCAGACAAGCCCGCGUAGAAGAGGUCCUGGAUGAGGACGACUCAUAGUUGCGUUUCGAUUUACAUUUUGCCGCGGUGUCAACGUGGCUGCUGUGCCGUUGGCCGUUGGCGGGGGGCUGGAUGGGCUGAGCUCGAUGACUUACUAUAUCACGCUGUAUCUAUCUGCCAGUCUGCUAUUCCUUCACUUGGGAUAUUUUAUCAUAUGGUACGAGCACAAACAUGUCC
Messenger RNA from Dichomitus squalens LYAD-421 SS1, 1091 nucleotides. Its product is annotated as translocation protein. The transcript is spliced from 4 exons. Bases 72 to 914 code for a protein of 280 amino acids. The record is from RefSeq and is a predicted model, not a curated record. NCBI's taxonomy places the organism in Eukaryota, Fungi, Basidiomycota, Agaricomycetes, Polyporales, Polyporaceae. Gene Ontology annotation, biological process: post-translational protein targeting to membrane, translocation. Gene Ontology annotation, cellular component: endoplasmic reticulum membrane; endoplasmic reticulum.